Molecule: messenger RNA, 765 nt
Organism: Elephantulus edwardii (Cape elephant shrew)
Lineage: Eukaryota; Metazoa; Chordata; Mammalia; Macroscelidea; Macroscelididae
Gene: SPSB2
Product: splA/ryanodine receptor domain and SOCS box containing 2
Biological process (GO): proteasome-mediated ubiquitin-dependent protein catabolic process; intracellular signal transduction
Cellular component (GO): SCF ubiquitin ligase complex
Molecular function (GO): protein binding
Source: RefSeq, a predicted model, not a curated record
AUGGGCCAGAUGGCCCUGACGAGGGCCAGCAGCAGCAUUCCCAAACCACAGGCCUUGUACCCUGACCUCUCUUCUUCGGAGGGUUUAGAGGAGCUGCUGUCUGCAUCUCCUCCAGACCUGGGAGCACAAAGGAACCACGGCUGGAACCCGAAAGACUGUUCAGAGAACAUCGAAGUCAAAGAAGAGGGGUUGUGCCUUGAGCGGCGGCCUGUGUCCCAGAGUACCGAUGGGGCCCGGGGAAAGAGAGGUUUCAGCUGGCCCCCGGAGCAGAGGGGCACUCUUGCUGUGGUGGGCGUGGCCAGGGCCUUUGCCCCGCUGCAGGCUGCCCACUAUGCGGCGCUGCUGGGCAGCAACAGCGAGUCUUGGGGUUGGGACAUCAGGCGGGGCAGUCUCUACUAUCAGAGCAAGGAGAGAGGCGCCCCUCAAUAUCCAGCCAUACCUUCAGGGGAACACUUGGAAGUGCCAGAGAGGCGUCUGGUAAUUCUGGACAUGGAGGAGGGAAUUCUAGGCUACGCUAUUGAGGGUACCUACCUGGGACCUGCCUUCCACGGACUGAAGGGUAAGAUCCUCUAUCCAGCAGUAAGCGCUGUAUGGGGCCAGUGCCAGGUCCGCAUCCGCUACUUGGGCGAAAGGAGAGCGGAGCCAUACUCCCUUCUGCACCUGAGCCGCCAGUAUGUGCGCCAAGCCCUGGGGGAUACCCGACUUGGCCAGGUAUCUGCUCUGCCCCUGUCCCCUGCCCUGAAGCACUACCUGCUCUACCAGUGA